AUGGCUCCUUUCGAAGCUUUGUACGGGAGAAAAUGCCAAACACCGCUUUGUUGGUAUCAAGACGGAGAGAGCUCUAUAUUCGGACCAGAAAUAGUCCAACAAACAACCGAGAAAGUUAAACAAAUCCGUGAAAAAAUGAAGGUUGCACAGAGCAGACAAAAGAGCUACUUUGAUCGAAAAAGAAGACCUCUCGAAUUUCAAGAAGGUGAACAUGUAUUUGUGAAAGUCACAUCAACGACUGGGGUAGGUAGAGCUAUUAAGGCUAGAAAACUCACUCCAAAAUUCAUUGGACCAUAUCAAAUUCUUCGUCGUAUUGGUCCAGUAGCUUAUCAAAUCGCUCUACCACCUUUUCUUUCGAAUAUCCACAAUGUUUUACAUGUUUCGCAAUUAAGAAAAUAUGUACCCGACCCAUCUCACAUAAUUGAGCCUGAUGAAGUCCCAUUGAGAGAAAACUUGUCAUAUGAAACAUCUCCCGUAAGGAUCGAAGAUAGGAGAAUCAAACAACUACGAGGGAAACAAAUUUCCUUAGUAAGGGUUGUUUGGGAUCAAACAACUGGGGAUUCAACAUGGGAGUUGGAGGACAAUAUGAGAUCACAAUAUCCAGAAUUAUUUCGAGACCGAUAA
Molecule: messenger RNA, 624 nt
Organism: Trifolium pratense (red clover)
Lineage: Eukaryota; Viridiplantae; Streptophyta; Magnoliopsida; Fabales; Fabaceae
Exons: 2
Coding region: 1-624 (207 amino acids)
Source: RefSeq, a predicted model, not a curated record